GGAGAUGUCAGCUGUGGUGACAUCAGCGUGUUUAGUGACAGCUUUGUUUGAUUUGACGCAACAUAAUAGGCUAACUUUCGCCUGCUCAGGUGUUAUACUUUGAUACCUUGUUCUGGCGGCCCGGAGAGCGAAGGCUGGACAGGACGGCCCGGACUCGGAGAGCCAGCAAGGAGGCGGGAGUAGGCGCCCGGUGGGCUUCCAAGCAGCGGGUAGAUGGCACUCGGAUGCGGAGGUCCGAGGUCUCCGUCGGUCCUCGGGACGCACAUCGGUUGCACCGGGCUGGAGGCUACGACACCGAGCGAAUGGCAGUCGACUACGACACCGAGCGAAUGGCCGUCGACGUAUAUCUUGGUCGCGCCAGCCUCACUGCUCGUCGCUCUGCAGGAGGCCUGAAAGUUGCCUUUUAGUUGAAAUGAAAAGCAAACGAGUUCCAAAGUGCUGCUGCGGCGGCCGUGGGCUCCAGGUCGCGCGCGCCGCUGCUGCCUUUCUCCGCCUCGUCUUCAUGUUUGGCCUCGGGGGUCCUCCCCCUGCGGCGCUGGGCGGAGUUUCAUCCCGGACCAGACGCUCCUUUCGUCGGAUCGCUUUUCGACCUGACUCCCCGGAGCUUCGGGCACAAAGGAAGGCCACCUUGGAUGCAAGCCCGGCCACCGAAUCGCAUACACAGUGUCGACGAGCGUGCAGAGUGCCCAUCGGAACCGCGAGAAGUGUAGUCGGCUCCAUCGGACAGGCGCAGCGCGAUGAACGGCGGCGGCGUCUCUACGCCUCCUAGCGGCAGACUGAAGAUCGUCACAGAUGAGUGGCGCCAAGAGGACUGUCUGACCCUGCUGGAGAGAAUUCGCAGCCUCUUGCCCGACACUGACGCCACCAAGUACAAAACCACCGAGUCGCACUUUGACUGGGACAAAGUGGGCUUCGGAAGCUUCACGGGAGAAAUGUGUCGACAGAAGUGGAGCAAAGUGUCCACCGAGGUGCGCAAGUACCGAACCAUGACGGAGCUCAUCAUGGACGCCAUCGACUUUGUGAAAAAUCCUUACAAAGGGAAGAAGCUCAAGACCCAUCCGGAUUUCCCCAAGAAACCCUUGACGCCGUACUUCCGCUUUUUCAUGGAGAAACGAGCCAAGUACGCCAAAAUCUACCCGGAGAUGAGCAACUUGGACCUGACCAAGAUUCUGUCCAAGAAGUAUAGGGAGCUGCCCGACAAGAAGAAGCAAAAGUACGUGGCAGAGUUCCAGAACGAGAAAGAAACGUUUGAGAAGAGCAUGGCUCGCUUCAAGCACGAUCAUCCCGAGCUGAUGGAGGAGAGGAAAAAGUCGGAGCUGCCCGAGAAGCCCAAAACGCCUCAGCAGCUUUGGUACAGCCACGAGAAGAAGACCUACAUGAAGAUGCACCCCGAGGUGAGUCCGAAGGAGCUGAAAGAGGUGCUGAGGAGACAAUGGUCACAGCUGUCAGACAAGCGAAGACUCAAAUGGAUCAGCAAAGCCUUGGAGCUCCAAAAGGACUACGAGGACAGCAUGAGAGUGUACCAUGAAGCUCAUCCGGACGUCGUCUCGGACGAACACGUGCGCUCUGUUCUCACCAAAGCAGAAAGGCAACUCAAGGACAAAUUUGAUGGCCGGCCAACGAAACCGCCUCCCAACGGCUACUCGCUGUACUGCGCCGAGUUGAUGGUGAACAUGAAGGACGUGCCGAGCACGGAGCGCAUGGUUUUGUGCAGCAAACGCUGGAAGAUGAUGAACCAGAAGGAGAAGGACAUGUUUCAGAAGCGCUGCGAGCAGAGGAAGAAGCAGUACGACGUGGACUUGCAGAGGUUUCUGGAGAGCAUUCCAGAUGAGGAUCGAGACCGAGUCGCCAGCGAGGAGAAGCUGUGCGGAGCUCGGCUUCCGUCGGGCGCCAUCUCCAGUCCGCACAGGACCAAGUCGCCACCCGUCAAGGAGCCAGAGCCUGACCUUUGGUCCCCCCAGAAGAGCGGCAAGCUUCUCGAGACCCCCAAGACGGCCGAGGAGAUGUGGCAGCAUAGCGUCGCCGGUGACUUCCUGAGCAAGUGCAGAAGCAACCGCAGGCGAGCACAAGCGGAAAUGGAGGAUGUCUGGAAGGCCAUGGAGAAGAAAGAAAAGAUCCCCUGGAUCAAGAAGGCCGCAGAGGACCAGAAACGAUAUGAGAGAGAGCUGUUGGACCGGAGGCCGGCUCAGAAGAAGCCCAAGUUUGACGGAGAACCCAAGAAACCACCGGUGAGCGGCUAUCAAAUGUUCUCUCAGGAGCUCCUGACCAACGGGGAGCUGAACCACUUCAGCCUGAAAGAGCGAAUGGUGGAGAUCGGCAAGCGCUGGCACUUGUUGACGGCCGGUCAGAAGGACACAUACAAGAAACACGUGGACGCCACGCAGGCGCGAUACCGUUCGCUACUGGAGGCGUGGCUUAAGUCUUUGUCCCCGCAGGACCGCGCCGCCUACAAGGAAUUUUCCUCCUCGAAGCGUCGCAGCACGUCCAAAGCACGCGCUAGCCCCGCCCCCAAAGUGCUGGUAACGGCCAAGGGCAAAGCGGUGGCCGCCGAGGUGACGCCCCCCGCCGCGGGCGUGGCCAAGCGAGCGAUGGCCUACCGAGCCAAGAAGGACGUCGUGUCUGACUCGGAGGACGACAAGAGCGAGUCGUCGUCGGAUGAUGACGAAGAAGACGAGUCGUCCGGAAGCAGCGACAGCGAAGAUGAUGAGCACGACGACGAGGACGACGAAGAUCAGACGUCUUCUGAGCAAUCCAGUGACUCCGACUAGCUCGGCCUUCUCGGUGGUGGGGGGGGGGGGUUGUUAUCUGACAAGUGGGGUUUGUACAGGAAGGGGGGCGGGCGUGCCUCAAAACGGGAUU
Molecule: messenger RNA, 2859 nt
Organism: Syngnathus typhle (broad-nosed pipefish)
Lineage: Eukaryota; Metazoa; Chordata; Actinopteri; Syngnathiformes; Syngnathidae
Gene: ubtfl
Product: upstream binding transcription factor, like
Exons: 20
Coding region: 738-2768 (676 amino acids)
Source: RefSeq, a predicted model, not a curated record